This is a messenger RNA of Seriola aureovittata, 4688 nucleotides long. Its product is annotated as olfactory receptor class A-like protein 1. The record is from RefSeq and is a predicted model, not a curated record. The coding region runs from base 2578 to 3603 and encodes 341 amino acids. Gene Ontology annotation, molecular function: pheromone receptor activity. NCBI's taxonomy places the organism in Eukaryota, Metazoa, Chordata, Actinopteri, Carangiformes, Carangidae. Gene Ontology annotation, biological process: G protein-coupled receptor signaling pathway. Gene Ontology annotation, cellular component: membrane. The transcript has a single exon.
CAGAAUACUUAAAGAUGCAAAAGGUUAAAAAGUGAUGUUUGCCUGAACUAAUUGAAGUUGUAUGUAAACAGCUUACUUAAUGCAAUACCUGGGUUUUCGUGUCCUAAUUUAAGAUAACUAAGUAAUAAUGUGAGAGUUUGUCUAUUAUUGCAUCACCAUCUGGUCUAAUACAACAGCUGUGCCAUAAAUUCUACAUACCCUAUGUUCAGUAUUUGUGUUGAAAAAUGUGUAUAUUUGAAUACAUGGCUGUCAUUGAGGUCAUAUUUAAAGGUGGUGUCAUCCAUUUAUAUACAUGAGGGAGGCAGAAUAUUAGAAACACCUCUGAAUAUAAUGCAGUCCAGUCCAACAUCAUCACUAACUAUGACCUCAGUGCUAAACCAGCUAAUUUAAUGUGGGCUACAGGCAGAACCUGUUUUGGAAUGGAUUAGACGGUGAAGAUGUUCCAACUGAAAUGGCCACCAAGUGUAUUUUAUUGCAUGUACAGAAGAAAAUAAUCAAUUCCAGGACAUAGUUAGACAUGGUAGUUUCUGGCAUGACCUGUAUUGUCAGCAUCAACUCUAAGGGCACUGUUGUAACGGAAACAGUUAUUGAAAAAUUUUAAGUUAAAUUAGCGUAAUAGAGAAAACAAUUUGCAUCAGCCAUAAACAAAGAAAAACUCUUGUCAGAGGGGAAAAAGCCUGCUUUUCAAGACUUGCCACGUAGAAUGCUGUACAUGAAAUCCCCUGAGCAGGACAUGCUUGAACUUGCCAUUUUAAUUAGCUCUCUGAACAAACAUGUUAAAAACACACAGGGAAAUAACAUAUCUUAUGAUGCUUUUUCUGAGGCUUAUUCUCUGGAGAAAUCAAGCUUCUCAAACAACACUGUUUGAGGCACACAAUCUGAUUUUACAACUGAGAAAAUAGGCGGUAAUUGACCAACAGGUUAGAACGCUUUUAAUGUCAGAUACAUUUGCUAUUUACAGUCUAUAUACUGCUGGAAAACCUUUGGUACAUAGUACAAACUUCUGUUAAAGCAUAUGUCAGCACUGAAAGUGAAGAACAUAAAUGAAUAAUGGCUGCUUGUCCCUGUGCCCCCAAUUAGUACAGACAUGCAUUGUUAUAUGGUUAAUUGUCUUGCUCCUCUGUGUCUUUUAACAUGCUCCCAGGACAUGAAGGAGGAAAGGAGCGCACACUGAAGCACCAGCUGUGCAUGUAAAAGCCUCUUGAUGGCUCAUUCAAGGCAUCAUCAGGCUGCUUUUGCAUCAACAAUAACCGCACACUGUUGUCUCCGCAGGGGUUUCUUUAACUCUGUUUUUUUUUUGUUUUUUUUUAACACCACUGGGAAAUGGCGUUAAAAUAUUUCAGAAGAUUGACGUACAGCCCCUCUGUCCAAAGAAACUGAAAACUGAUGUGGAACAGGAAAACAUUGUUCAAGAUUAAAAUUCACAUCAAAUAUGUUAUUCAUAUGACCUAAGGCAGCUUAAUGUCUCUUUAUGACAAUGAACAAUUUCCUGACAUUAAAGCCUAAAUCUAAUUUGGAAAGCUGUGUUGAUGUACAGCCCGGAGCACCUUCAUUCAUUUUAAAAAAAAAGUUGGGUGAUCUGGAGAUUCAUGCCACAUUUGUUUGAAUUUUGACAUCACGCUAGUGCUACUGUAUCUGAUUCCAAUGGAGAAAAUGUACGCGCUCAUUUCCAGCUAUAUCUUUCCUAGUUAUUGAUCUAUUGAUUUCAUUAUCAGUGGGGCACAAACAGGCACAAGAGUGAAUAUUUUGAAGCUGAUAAGGAUUUCACUUUAAAACAUAAAGGAUAGUUCCACAUUUUUAAACUGUUUCAAAUUAAUACACAUACUCCCAUAUGUCCAUUGAAGCAGUUGUUGCUUGCUGUAAUCAUUUCUCCUGCUCAUACUGGUCAUUAAAAUAUCCCCUCAUAACAUGUUUCCAAUGUAGGCGAUGUGGAAAUCAAAUCAAAUUUGCAUCUUCGAAAAUCUUUGUCGUACUAGCCAUCCACUGCAGCUCAGCACAGAAACACAAAGAUGGAAUUUCAUACUUUGACAUGCUGUAACUUUUGAAGAUACUGACUUCAUUUAUCUGUAGAAGACGGUUGAAGCCACAUAUUAGCUUCAAAUAAUCUUAGGAAAAUAUUAAUAUUAAUCGUCUGUUUGAACGGGGAGAAUAAUUACAGUAAGGGAAAAAAAAGGUUUCACUGUUGUUUUAAGAUAGACUUGAAAAACUGUGUGUAUCCCUCAGUGCUAUUGUAUGCCCUUGCAGUGCUUGUCUUCUGAGACCAUCUCAGAUUUAGUGUGUUACUUUUAAUUUGCCAAACUGAGCUGAACAAAGCAAUGUUGGGCAACUAUCUCAAGGGGCAUGGAAGACUAUAAAUUGUAAUUACAUGGGCUAUUAAACUGUUGAUGCACAGCAGGCUUUAUUUUCAUCUCCAACAUCAGGUGAGCAGCAUUUUGAACACUGAUAGAAAACCUGGAGAUCAUUAUUAUCAUAAUCAUUAUUAUUAUUAUUAUUAUUAUUAUCAUAAUCAUUAUUAUUAUUAUUAUUAUUAUCUUUUAUAUCAGGUUUUUUAUGUAACUCGAUAUCACCAACUUGAGAAUGUUUGUUCAUGUGCAGUGUAUUUCUAACAGAUUUGAUUCUCUGUCUGCUUUACAAAUCAUGACGGGUGCAGGCCUUGGUGUGAUGGAUCUGUGUGUGACCAUCAAAGGGGUCUCCUUCCUCUUGCAAACAGGUAUGGGCAUCUUGGGGAACACCGUGGUGCUGCUGGCUUACGGCCACAUCAUUUACACCGAACCCAAGCUCCUUCCUGUGGACAUGAUCCUGUGCCACCUGGCCUUUGCCAACCUAUUGCUGCUUCUGACCCGCUGCGUCCCUCAGACCAUGACUGUGUUUGGGCUCAGAGAGCUGCUGAAUGAUCCCGGCUGUAAGGUGGUUAUCUACGCCUACCGCAUCGGCCGGGCUUUGUCAGUCUGCAUCACCUGCAUGCUCAGCGUGUUUCAGGCAGUGACCAUCGCCCCUGCUGGACCCCGUUUGUCAAGGCUGAAGCCUGCACUUCCCUCACUGGUGCUCCCCACCUUUGCAGGGCUGUGGCUCCUCAACAUGGCCAUAUGCAUCGCAGCCCCUUUCUUCUCUAUGGCUCCACGUAAUGGCACUGUCCCUGCCUUUACCCUCAACCUGGGCUUCUGUCAUGUGGACUUCAGAGACAACCUGUCCUAUGUGAUCAAUGGGGUGGCUGUCUCUGGGAGGGAUUUCGCCUUUGUCGCUGUGAUGGUGGGCUCCAGUGGUUACAUCCUGCUGCUUCUCCACCGCCACAGCCGCCAGGUGAGAGGGAUCCGUCGCUCUCAGGGUGGUGGAGCAGAGACCAGGGCUGCCAAAACAGUGGUUACCUUGGUGGUUCUAUACGUGGUCUUCUUUGGGAUUGAUAACGUCAUCUGGAUUUACAUGCUGACAGUGGCUAAGGUGUCACCAGUGGUGGCUGAUAUGAGGGUAUUCUUCUCCUCCUGCUACGCCUCUCUCAGCCCCUACUUCAUCAUUUCUUCCAACAAGAAGGUCAAGGCGAAGAUCCUGUGUGCAUCUGAGCAAGACCGGUCGUCAGCGGAUACUCAGGAGUCGAAUGACAAAUGACUCUUUCUCUAUCUUGACAGGCUGUUAACUCUCCUGCAAGACAGCAGAGUUGUCAGACCUUAUCAUUUUGAGCAUUUGUGCACAGAUGACUGUCAUUACCUGAGCAAUAGACCCUUUAGGAAGUAGUACUAGAGAGAAGUGUCUGCACUGGUCUGUGUCUUUUUUUUUUUUUUGUAUGUACUCCUACAUUUUUAUCAGAAUCAUAAAUACACAGGUCUCUGUACCUGCAAUAUAGUUUGUGGUCAAUUUGUAUACCCACAUAUCAUUCUCAUCAUCAUCACUAGAGCUGAAAUGAUUAGUCGAUCAUAAAAUCUUGAGAAUUGAUUAAGUGUUUAAGUCAUUGUUCAAGCAACUACACCAACCAUCUGUUUGUUCCAGCUUCUCAGUUGUGAGGAUUUGCUGCUUUUCUUUGUGUCUGUCUGUAAUAGUAAAUAGAUUGCCUUUGGACUGUUGGACAUAUAAAUGCAAUCUGAACAGGGUCAUUAAUGACUUGUUUCAGGGAAUUUAAGGGUUUAAAUGUUCAGAGCAUGAGUUUUUAUAUUGUACAAUUUCUCUUAAAUUGCACAUGGUAAGAUUUAAAGCCUGGUUCAGAUCUUUUUGAGAAUCAAAAUUCUUAAAUUGGACUGUUUAAGGUCAGAAACAUACCAGAAUUAUAUUCCUGGCAUUGUAUGAAAGCUUUUUGACAGCAUUAGAUACUUGACUGAAGAGCUAAAAUUGAUCGGACAUAUAUUUUAGAAGUUAAAUGAACAUUGAAAUGUGGAAAAUAAGACUUUUUUUGGUCACUUGUCAAAAAAAUAUCUGGACAGUUGAGUGCUACAAUCCUUAAUUUGAAGAUGACAAUUUAGGAUUUAAAGUUGUAAUGGUUUUUUGUUUUUUUUUUACUUUUAUCAACAUGUCAUAUAUCAGAUGAUUAUUUUUGACACCGUUAACAGCACAUAAUCAAUAAUGAAAUAAUAAUUAGUUGCAUACCAUUCUAUUAUUCUUAGGUUUUACCUAUUUGCUCAAUCUAUCUCUCUCUCUCUCUCUCUCUCUCUCUCUCUCUCUCUCUCUCUCUCUCUCCCUCUCUGGUUGCGCUCUGAUUGGUU